This is a messenger RNA of Esox lucius (northern pike), 1593 nucleotides long. RefSeq lists its product as uncharacterized. The record is from RefSeq and is a predicted model, not a curated record. The coding region runs from base 1 to 1593 and encodes 530 amino acids. Lineage: Eukaryota; Metazoa; Chordata; Actinopteri; Esociformes; Esocidae. The transcript has 2 exons.
AUGCAAACCUGCCAAUGGUCAGUGUCCGCUCUACUGUCGGAGGUGACGGAACUGUUGAGCAAAGGAGCAAUCUCCGAGGUUCCGGAGGAUCUCAAGCAGAAUGGUUUUUACUCCCGUUACUUCCUGGUUCCCAAGAGGACAGGGGGAGUGAGACCGAUCUUAGACUUGCGCAAUCUGAAUGCGCACGUGGCCAAGCGCCCGUUCCGCAUGCUCACCACCGGCCUUCUGCUGGAGGCCUUUUUACCAGGGGACUUCUGCUCGAGCAUAGACCUCAAGGAUGCUUACUUCCAUGUCCCGAUCGUUCGCAGACACAGGAAGUUCUUCCGCUUUGCCUUUCUGGGCAAGGCUUACGAGUAUACGAGGAUCCCAUUCGGCUACGCUCUAGUCCCACGCACCUUCUCCAAAUGUCUGGAGGCGGCUCUGGAGCCUCUACGCAGGGAAGGCAUCAGGAUCCUGGCCUAUCUAGACGACCUCCUGAUUCUAGCGUCGUCCCUGGAAUUGGCCAGGUCACACACUGUCCGUGUGGUGUCCUUCCUCACGCGACUGGGUCUCGCGGCUCGGCCCAUCAUGUCCCUGCUGGGCAUGAUGGCCGCAGCUCACAAGGUGGUUCCCCUGGGCCUGCUUCACAUGCGCAGUCUACAGGCCUGGUUUGCUCGCCAACGGGUCGACCCGGUGCGCCAUCGGAACCGGGCUUUGUCCCUGCCGGCUCGCCUACAAGGGGAUUUGAGCUAUUGGAGGGACCCCCUGGUUCUUUCUCAGGGCAUCCCGUUGGGCAGAGUGUCGGAGUGCAUCCAGGUCUUCACGGACGCAACCCUCCACAGAUGGGGCGGGGUGUGCCUGGGCCGGGCGGUCGGAGGCGUGUGGCCUCCCGGCACUCGCCACAUCAACCUGCUAGAGCUAGACAUGGUCUUAUUGGUGCUGAUGCAUUUCUCAAACCUAGUAGAGGGCCGCAAUGUCCUGAUUCGCUCGGACAAUCGGGCCACAGUCGCUUACAUCAAUCGACAAGGGGGGGUCAGGUCUCCUGCUCUCCACCGGGCGGCGACGCAGCUCUGGCGAUGGGCUUGUGCCCAUCUCCGCUCCCUAACUGCGGCCCACAUUCCGGGUCAUCUGUAUGUGGGCGCGGACAUGAUGUCUCGGAGCGGCCUCCAUCACAAUGAAUGGCGUCUCCACCCAGACAUCGUCUCCCUCAUCUGGCUGAGAUUUGGGGAAGCCCGGGUGGACCUGUUUGCGUCCAGGCAGAACGCACACUUUCGCCUGUGGUUCUCCUUGUCCCAGGCGGAUCAACCCCCUCUGGGGGUGGACGCGUUCUCGCACCACCCCUGGCCUCGGGGCCUCUUGUACGCGUUCCCUCCGCAACGCUGCAUAGCGCGCCUGCUGGCUCGGAUCAGGACGGAGGGGCUUCGGGUUAUCCUGGUGGCACCCGAUCGCCCCUCAGCCGUCUGGUAUCCAGAGAUGAUCCAGCUUCUGGUGGACCGUCCUUGGCCAAUUCCGCCCAGACUAGACGCGCUGUCCCAAGCAGAGGGCUCGAUUCUACACCCUCCAGUGCUCUCAGGAGCCCUCAAGGUCUGGCACCUGAGCAGGUCAGGCUUUUGA